Fragaria vesca subsp. vesca is the source of this 2364-nucleotide messenger RNA. Its product is annotated as nucleolar complex protein 2 homolog. Lineage: Eukaryota; Viridiplantae; Streptophyta; Magnoliopsida; Rosales; Rosaceae. Gene Ontology annotation, biological process: ribosomal large subunit biogenesis. The transcript has 11 exons. The record is from RefSeq and is a predicted model, not a curated record. The coding region runs from base 136 to 2334 and encodes 732 amino acids. Gene Ontology annotation, cellular component: Noc1p-Noc2p complex; nucleoplasm; Noc2p-Noc3p complex.
GGCUCCCAACUAGAGCAAUAGAGGUAGAAGUUUUCCCACUCCAAUUCUCCAUAUUCUCAAAUUGGGCGUGCUUGGGUUGUCUCUGCUGCUCUUGGGUUCAUAAUAGAAGAUUGAAUUAAGCAACCCAUUGGUGCCAUGGAAGCGAAAAACCCAGUGAAAAAAUCGAAACUUGGGAAGAGGAAAAGUGAUGAGGGAAGCGGGAAAAGCUCCAAGUCUGGAGGUGAAGCAAAAGAGCAUAAGGAACAACUUGAAAGACUUCAUGAAAAGGACCCAGAGUUCUAUGAUUACUUGAAACAGCAUGGCGAGGAACUUCUACAGUUUGCUGAUGAGGACAUUGAAGAUGAUUCCGAUACUAACUUGGAAGACGAAGAGACGCAAGAAGGUGAUGAGAUAGAAGAGGAUGAAGAGACUAUCGAUCAUGAAGUCAAAAAGAAGGGAAAGGACACACCUAAAAAGGUUGUGACUACUGAAAUGGUUGAUUCUUGGUGCAACACGAUUCAAGAAACUGGGAAAUUGAGUGCUAUUCAUUCUCUUAUGAAAGCUUUCCGCACUGCCUGCCACUACGGUGAUGAUAAAGAGGAUGAGUCUACGCUAGAUUUUAGUAUUAUGUCUAGCAGUGUCUUCAAUAAAGUGAUGGUAUUUGUUCUUAAUAAUAUGGAUGGAAUAAUUCGGAACUUGUUGGAGCUCCCUGCCUUUGGCGGCAAGAAAGAGACCAUUAUAGAUCUUAUGACCACAAAAAGAUGGAAGAACUACAACCAUUUAGUGAAGUCAUAUCUUGGAAAUGCUUUACAUGUCUUGCGUCAAAUGACUGAUACAGACAUGAUAUCAUUUACUUUACGGCGUCUUAAACAUUCCUCCAUAUUUUUGGCUGCUUUUCCAAUUCUCCUGCGGAAGUAUGUUAAGACUGCCAUUGAUUUGUGGGGUUUAGGUGGAGGUGCCCUCCCGAUUUCCUCCCUACUAUUUUUAAGAGAUCUGUGCAUUCGUCUCGGAUCUGAUUGCUUAGAUGAAUGCUUCAAGGGGAUCUACAAAGCAUAUGUCUUGAACUGCCAGUUUAUGAAUGCAGCAAAAUUACAACAUGUCCAAUUUCUUGGAAAUUGUGUAAUUGAACUUUAUGGAGUAGACCUCCCCACUGCAUAUCAACAUGCCUUCGUUUUUAUUCGGCAAUUAGCAAUGAUUUUGCGAGAGGCACUAAGUUCAAAAACUAAGGAAGCAUUUCGAAAGGUUUAUGAGUGGAAGUUCAUGAACUGCCUUGAGCUCUGGACCGGAGCUGUCUGUGCCUACGGCUCAGAAGCUGACUUUAGGCCUGUUGUAUAUCCCUUGGCCCAAAUAAUCUAUGGGGCAGCACGUUUAGUUCCAACUGCUAGGUAUUUGCCUCUUAGAUUGCGUUGUAUUAGAAUGCUUAAUCGAAUUGCUGCGUCCACGGGUACUUUCACGCCAGUUUCUAUGUUGCUUUUGGACAUGCUUGAAAUGAAAGAAUUGAAUAGGCCCACCACAGGUGGUGUAGGCAAAGCUGUUGAUUUGCGUACUGUACUUAAGGUUAGCAAGCCAACCUUGAAGACCCGAGCUUUUCAGGAGGCAUGUGUGUUGUCUGUUGUUGAUGAGCUUGCUGAGCAUUUAGCGCAGUGGAGCUAUUCCAUUGCUUUCCCCGAGUUGUCCUUUAUACCAGGUGUGCGAUUGCGUAGCUUUUGCAAAUCCACCAAAGUUGAAAGGUUUCGGAGAGCAACAAGGGAGCUUAUACGUCAGAUCGAGGCUAAUUCACAGUUUAUAACUGAAAGGCGCAAGGCAAUCUCAUUUCUACCUAAUGAUCCUGCAGUUGUAUCUUUUCUUGAGGAGGAGAAAAAAUCAGAGGCUAGCCCUCUAUCCCAGUAUGUUACAACUCUACGCCAAAUAGCACAACAAAGAUAUGAUUCAUUGGUGGAAUCCAGUGUUCUUGUGGGGGAGAAUUCAGCUGUGUUUGGAAAGAGGAAAAUACAAGAGAGUGAUGAAGAAGAUGACACUAGGGACGAGGAAGCCAGUACUGUGUUCAGUUCGUCCUGGUUACCUGGAGUUGAUACCAAGAAAAAAGAACCUAAAGAUGGGAAAAAUAAGAAAAAGAGAAAGACAGAGCAAGAGGAACGGGUAGCCAUUGAUGAAGAUAUUGUUGAGGAGUUGGUCCUCAGCUCUGACGAAGAAGACGAGCCUUUAAGUGAGUCCCUUUCAGAUGAGGACGAAGAAGAGAGGAAGCCAGCACCAUCAAAACCAGAAAACAAGAAGCAGAAACCAUUUACGAAUCCAUCAAAGAAGAAAGGAAAAUCUCAGGCAAAGAAAUCAAGGAAGAGAAAGAGCGCCAAGUGAAGAUACAAAAUGCCGUUAGUUAUGAUAAUG